Bactrocera neohumeralis is the source of this 1388-nucleotide messenger RNA. Its product is annotated as kinetochore protein Nuf2-like. The record is from RefSeq and is a predicted model, not a curated record. The coding region runs from base 280 to 1290 and encodes 336 amino acids. NCBI's taxonomy places the organism in Eukaryota, Metazoa, Arthropoda, Insecta, Diptera, Tephritidae. The transcript has 4 exons.
CAAUCUUCUAGAAAAUAAAUACGAUAAAAUUAAUAAUAAAAUUAUUUCUGGUAAUCUACAGACAACCUAAUUUUCAGUUAAAAACAAUUAACACUUGAAACACACACAAGGUGUUAGGAAGGGUAAGUGACUGCCUGCGUUACCAAGGCGACAAAAAGAAAAUAAUUUUAUUGACUGUUUGAGGCAGAAAAAAUAUUUUACGCACACAAAUUAUUUCUACAAAUUUUUAUAUUUUGUUACAUAUAGUAUACUGUUAAUUGAUUUGAAGUUGAAAAGAAGAUGCCACGUCUCAAGCCGACAACCAAAAUCGAUGUUAUCGGCAAUUUGGAUUUGAGCCCGGAGAAGGCGGUUGGCGAUUACAUCGAAUCCAAGCAGCAAGAUGUAUAUUUCGUCAAACCACCCAAUUGGGAUUCGGCAGGCGAUUCCAUUGAGCUGCUCUAUAUACGCAAUGAACGUGAGCAUGCUGCCAUGUUGCGUCUACAAGAUGAGAUGCUGGAGAAUUCGAAGCGGCAGGCGGCAAGUAACGCCAGUCGCAUACGCAAACUCUAUAAGAUACACGCGCAUUUGCGUAAACGCUUCAUUGAGGUGAAUAAUUUCAUCAAAGACUGUGAGGAUAAGCGACGUGUAGCUGAUAAGAAGAUAGCCGAAGAGACCGCAUUGCAUGCAGAGCUGGCGGAGAAUAUUGAAAAGUUCAAGCGCGCCAUAUCGGAGUUGGCCGAGUUUCGUGAAGUGCUGAAAGCGACUGUAGACGACUUGGAGCCUUAUGAGACGGUCAUACAGGAGGUGGUGGAGAAAUCGGAGAUAUUCGAUUCGGUGAAGGAUUGCAUGGAUCGUUGUGAUGCGUUGAUGUUGGCUCAGGUGGAGAUAUCGCGUUUGGAGCAGGAAAAAUUUAUGGAAAUUGAAGAGAUGCGCAAACGCAUGGUGAAGGUGACAAAUGAGGCCGCGUUAACGGUUUUGGGUUUAAAAAACGAUUUAGCUGAGCUGGAACGUUCGUAUAAUAAGGCGCGUAGCGAGUGCCUGCAUUGGGAGCGUAUUUUAGCAAACGCCAAAGAUUGCGUGGCCACAAAUGAGCUUAAUAAGGAUCGUGCGUUGGAUGGCAUACGCGAUAUUUAUAGAAUGUUGCGACGCAGGCAAGGACGUGAUCCUUUGUUUCAACGUCACGAAGUCGAAAAAGAGUUGGAUUUUAUUAAAGAUGAAAUUGAACUGCUCAAGGAAGUGGUAAAAGAAUGCAAUAAGACGCGUGCUGGCACUAAACGUGGCUAUGUUGAGAAAGUUGAGGACAGAUGUUAAAUUAUAUAUACAUACAUAUAAAUAAAAUAUAAAAACAGGUGACAAAAAAAAUAAUAAUAAUAGAAAAAAAUAUUAAAAAACAAAAAUAAACAAUAAUA